Dimorphilus gyrociliatus is the source of this 1419-nucleotide messenger RNA. NCBI's taxonomy places the organism in Eukaryota, Metazoa, Annelida, Polychaeta, Dinophilidae. The record is from the annotation of a GenBank genome assembly.
AGUGAAGUUCAAACUGUGUCCAUACAAGUGUCAAGUUUCUUAUCCAUUGUUCCUGAAACAGUUUCAGACAGUAAGUGAACUCUUUCCUCAUAGAACUAGAUUAUUUUAUCCUGUUUUCUUGUUUUCCUUUACAAAAAAUAAGGCGGCUUCGGCAACAUGGCUGCAACGAAUCUAACUAUUGGUAAUCAAAUUAUCGAAGGAAAGACGAAAAUCGUUUAUGAUCUACCUGAACAGAAGGGAAAUGCUCUUAUACUAUCCAAGGAUAGAAUAACAGCUGGAGAUGGUGUGAGAUCCAAUGAUAUGGCUGGUAAAGCUGCAAUUUCAACAUCUACUGCUGUAAAAAUCUUUGAAUUGCUAAAUUCGUCAGGUAUUAAGACUCAUUUUGUCAAAAGACAUAGCGAUACGGCGUUUAUCGCCAAAAAAUGCGCAAUGAUUCCAAUUGAAUUUGUUACUCGUCGAAUUGCUACUGGUUCCUUUCUACGUAGACAUACAGGAGUUAAGGAGGGCUUUAGGUUUAAUCCACCAAAAUUAGAAUAUUUUUUUAAGGAUGAUGAAAAUCAUGAUCCUCAAUGGUCUUCAGAACAAAUUAUUUGUGCCAAAUUUAAAUUUAAUGGAGUUGAAAUAGGAAAAGAUGAAUUAGCUAUCUUAUCCGUAUCUACCGUAACAAUUUUUGAAAUUCUAGAAAAUGCUUGGAAAUCUCUAGAUUGUAGUCUUAUCGAUAUGAAAAUUGAAUUUGGCGUGACUGAAGAAGGAGAGUUAGUCCUUGCCGAUUUGAUUGACAGCGACUCUUGGAGGCUCUGGCCAUCGGGGGAUAAAAGGCUGAUGAAAGAUAAACAAGUUUAUAGAGAUCUUAGAGAUGUUACUCCCGAAGCUCUAAACGAAGUCAAGCGUAAUUUUGAAUGGGUAGCCAAUAAAGUUGAACAAUUGACACCAAAGCCUAAUGCCCGAGUAGUUAUUUUUAUGGGUUCGCCAUCGGACUUAGGGCAUUGCCAAGAGAUAAAAAAAUCUCUUUCAUCUUUUGGAGUCCCAUGCGAAUUGAGAGUGUCGUCGGCCCAUAAAGCAACUUGUCCAACUUUAGAUAUAUUGGGUGAAAUUGAAGGAGAAGGAAUCCCAACGGUCUUUAUUGCCGUUGCCGGUAGAAGUAAUGGAUUAGGGCCGGUUUUAUCCGGAAAUGCGACUUGGCCAGUCAUUAAUUGUCCUCCAAUUAAGCCAGAUUGGGGCCAAGAAGAUAUCUGGAGUUCGCUAAGACUACCUUCAGGUCUAGCUUGUACAACUAUAAUUGGAGCUGAAUCAGCCGCUAUUCACGCAGCACAAAUACUAAGUUUACAUGAUCAUAUGAUUUGGGCUAAAUUGAGAGCAAGAAAAUUACACAACAUUGUUAGUUUGAAUGUAGCUGAUCGAAAGAUUAGAGACGACUAA